Molecule: messenger RNA, 471 nt
Organism: Fusarium graminearum PH-1
Lineage: Eukaryota; Fungi; Ascomycota; Sordariomycetes; Hypocreales; Nectriaceae
Exons: 3
Coding region: 1-471 (156 amino acids)
Source: RefSeq, a predicted model, not a curated record
AUGUCUGAAAUCGCCAAGAUUCGAAUCGUCAACGAGGUAGUUCGACGCCUCUGGUUCGAGGACCCUGACGCUGGUGUCACUCUGAAGCGCUACAUGAGCGAGACCGACUACAUCAAGGACAUCAUGCUUGCCGUUGUUAAGGACAUUGGUCACGCCAUGAUGGAGCUUGAUCUUCGCGAGGAAAAGGCUGUUGCUUUGAACCGUUGCAAGUUCGAUCUUGCUCGUGCUGUCGAUGAGCACAACCUCCUCACCCGUGAUGGCUACGAGCAGACCUUCCGUCCUCGUCUCAACUGCACCGUCCACGGCCUCAAGCUUGUCGACAAGGGCAGCGACGGUCCUGGCAGCAGCACUCAGGGUGAUGAGCCUAUGAUGGAAGUGACCCUUCGCUUCCCGGCUCGUGAGUACAACGACAGUCCUCACUGCCUGACUCCCGGCAAGGACAAUGUCUACAUCAUGAUGAAGGGGCUUUGA